AUGAACCACAAUAAAGAUAGUACAGACAUAAAUUGCAUAGAAGAAGAUUCGAGUAAAAAAAAUGAGAAUCUAGGGAGAACUAGAGAGAUUCCGAGAGACGAUGCAACGCGAAAAAAAAUCGCAGAUAUAAUAGACCACCAAUUCGAUCUUGAAUUAUGCCUAAAACAUCGUGAACUAGCGACUAUUCGAAAAGAGAUUGCAAAAGCAGAAAGUGCAAUGCAGGAUCUUACCCUUGCCGUCAAGAAUGAAUCAAUGGCAUCAUCAAUUCCAGAAGCAUCUCAUUAUACCAGACGUACUGCAGCCGCUGCCAUAUUGUCAUGUCCUGCUUGUAAACGAGACGAUUUCGCAAAUCAACAGGGGUUUUUGAAUCACUGUCGAUUGGCUCAUGGACUAGAGUUUGGUCCAUAUGAGCAAAUUAUGCUACGAUGUGGAAAAGUUGUGGAUGAGUCCGAAGUACCAUUUGAUCACCCUGCUCGUAUGAGACCUGUGACAAAGCCAGUGCCAUUAUCAACACAAGGGUCCUCGGUGAAGAAGGAGCGACCUACGAUCAAAGUGUUUGAAGAGGAUGUGGAUCUUGAAUUGGACCAUGAAGGGAACGCACCACACCAAAAUGAUACACAGCCUUUGAAUCCAGAAACUUUAUCAUCCACAGAGCAGCCAACUGACAAUGUAGUUGAAAGCAGACGUAACAGUCAGUCGGAUAAUCAGACUCCCGAUAAAUCGAUAAAUGAGCAAGACGAUGAACCAGAUAUACACAAUAAUAAGCGCUCCCCUUCACCUGAAAGACGAUCCUUCGAAUCGUCUAAAUGCCUGCCGGAAACGGAAAAACAGGAAAAGGAUGAGAAAAAGAUAGAUGAAAAAGGGCGUGAUAAUAAACAAAAAGAGGAGGAACAAGUGGGACAAGUGGGACAAAUAGUUGCACCCGUGGAAUCUUUUGCAGCAGCCCAUGAAGGAGGGUCUCGAUUCUAUAUAAAACGUCGGAUAAUAGUUGGAAAUGUGAGCAAAUUCAUAAUACCUGAAAAGCGCGACCCUACAUUAAAGCAUUUUACACACAAAUGGAUGAUCUAUGUAGUGGAGCCUCCUCAGGCCCAAGAAGUUGCUGCAUUUAUUACUGGAGUGCGAUUUCAUCUUCACCCGAGUUAUAAGCCGCAUGAUGUUGUAGAUGUUAACGAACCACCGUUUAGACUAACUCGCCUUGGCUGGGGAGAAUUUCCUAUCAGAAUCCAACUUCAUUUUGUGGAUAAACGACGUAACAAGAUAAUCGAUGUAAUCCAUCAUUUAAAACUGGAUGAUGUGCAUUCUGGAAAACAAGUCUUAGGAAGUGAACGUGGAAUAGAUAUAGAAUUGGAUCGAAAUACAGACUUCAAGGAUAUUGAAAUACCUUCGAAACCGUUGGUUGAGUCUGCUACUGUUCACCAAAAUACAUUACCAAAAGAGAGUGGUAUACAAGAAGCUCAUCCUUUAGUGACAACAGGUUCAAAACAAAGAUUGAGCUUGUUACAUGGUAUUCUUAAGGAAUCUGUACGGCGACUGCCUAUUAUUCGCGCUGGCUCGCAAGGUGUCGCUUUACCUUAUACAUGUGCGCCAAGUUUGCGCGCUUACUUUAAUUGGUCAGUUGGAAAGCGAAAAGCUCUUGAAUGGCAUAGGGCACAUCUUUUGCGUAUCCAAGUCCAGCAGAAAGCAUUUGAAACCAUGGACACUGUAUUAAGAGUAGCGGCUACAUCUUUAUCGACCAAAGAUGUGAUCGGAUGGUGCAAAGAUAAUCGCCAUACACCCAAAAAGUCAGAAAUGAGUGACACUACCCCUGCAUACGAGGGCAUGGGAAUAUGCAAAUUCUGUGGAUGUCUGCGGGAAUUGCAUGGUCAAGACGACGAUAGAAAUGUAAAUGCUGAGGAAGCAUGCCCACGAAGACCACCUGGUUGGUCAAUGCGCAAACGGGCAUCUGGAUUGAGUAGCGUGACAAAGGAUAUGGAUAUUGAUGUAGAUACCAGUGCAACACAGAAAACACACGAGGUCUUAUUAGACGAUACAGAAAGGCGACCAUCUCCUGAACGAACCUUACUUGAGAAUGCACGAGAAGUCGGUACCCAUGAGAGGAUGAAUGUUGCAAACGAGCGGUAUGUGGACUGGAUUUGGUCUGUGGUAAACCAGUUACGGCUCAAAACUGUGGUGGCAAACGACAUAGCACUGGCGCGGGACGGCAGUCUUCAAGGCCCUACGCCUUCAUUUGAUCUCAACGGUGCAAUUGACCAACGUUUGGAAGUUGGUAAUAUCAUGGCGCAAGCUACGCGUGUAUUUCUUAAGCGUCUAUUGGGUGCAAGUAUGGAUGUAUGGAAAAGGGAACGUGAUACAGAUCCAGGAGAAAAGCUAUUGGUGCCUCACCAUGUUUACCAAGCAACUCAAAAUGUUGAUACCUUUGACUUCCUUACGAAUCGUUAUAUGGGGCCAUUUGAAAAGGACAGGGACUCUACAUAA
Phycomyces blakesleeanus NRRL 1555(-) is the source of this 2475-nucleotide messenger RNA. RefSeq lists its product as hypothetical. The record is from RefSeq and is a predicted model, not a curated record. The transcript has 13 exons. Gene Ontology annotation, biological process: regulation of transcription by RNA polymerase II; chromatin remodeling. Gene Ontology annotation, molecular function: histone binding. NCBI's taxonomy places the organism in Eukaryota, Fungi, Mucoromycota, Mucoromycetes, Mucorales, Phycomycetaceae. Gene Ontology annotation, cellular component: NuA4 histone acetyltransferase complex. Bases 1 to 2475 code for a protein of 824 amino acids.